Apis mellifera (honey bee) is the source of this 10441-nucleotide messenger RNA. It is a transcript of the gene Kr, whose product is annotated as krueppel. Gene Ontology annotation, cellular component: nucleus. Lineage: Eukaryota; Metazoa; Arthropoda; Insecta; Hymenoptera; Apidae. Gene Ontology annotation, biological process: regulation of gene expression. The record is from RefSeq and is a predicted model, not a curated record. Bases 1128 to 2828 code for a protein of 566 amino acids. The transcript is spliced from 3 exons.
GUCAUCAUUAUGAAUAUUAAAGGAUUGAUACAAAAAAAUUUGUUCGAAGACGAAGAAAAUUCAUUUCACAACUUUCUUCACAAAAUCAAACGGAAUAAAAUUGGAACUAUCACGCAAAAAACGGUUUGCUUUUUGUAACAAUCUCCUUUUACACCUCUCUUGAUUUUUUUUAUCGUUUUUGUUUCUUGCGAUUUGAAAGGGUGAGCGACAACACACAGGCUUGGUUUAUAGUUGCAGAACAUUGUCAAGCUCGCUUUCUCCCUCUCCGUCACGUCUCGUCCACUCCCUAUCUUUUCUCUCACAGGUUUCACCGAUUACCCGCCUUCUAUAGCCGUCCUCGUUCAUCGUAACACGACGAGAGAAGUAUACAAGUUCGCUAUACUCGUAAACGCCCCCCACUCUUAAAGAUCACGGUCGCAGGUUCAUCCUGUCUGUCAUUGUUUCUCGUUCACUCUCUCCUCGAUCCCUUUCUCUGUCCUCGUUCAUCAUCUCAUCGUAUUCUCCAAGUAUCUUCUCUCUUACGCUACCCUCAACGUCUUCCACUAUAUCUGCCUUCGUCUAAUGCACGCUGCGGCUCGCUUUAUCCCCCAACGAGGUACGUUUCUGCGACUCGCGCAUCUAGGGUUGCGAUUCGAGAGGGUAGAGAAGACCGACGAGAGUGGGGAUACGGAGUGCCUGGUGGGGGGACCAGGAUCGAAGUGGGGGAUGUUUGACUACAGUGAGCGCGACUCGAUUGUCAGUUAGUAUUGGGUUAGGUCAGCCCAGAGUAACAUCGUUGGCUGUCGUCGUUCUUCGUGGUCGAACGGCGACAUUUGUUGUUUAUAGUAGAAUAGUAACACGUUUUUACGUACCUUGUUUAUCCUUUUGUUCGUUUUUCCCUUUCUUUUUUUUUUUUUUUUUUUUGUUCAUUUUUCUUCACCUGCUUGGUUCCAUGGGACACGCGCCAGUUUCACUACAAACGUCGAAACAGAAUCGUCAAGAAAAAUAUCGUCGCAGUUUAUCACGAAGAGAAUUCGAUAAUUUCCCAGUGGUUUCUCAUCAUCCGUAUUUGGAAUAAAAAAGAACUUGAAUCAUCAGGGCAGCGUAAAAAGCGAUCUUUCUUAUGUGUUCUUGUGUUAUGUGUUCUUAUGGUGAAAACACGUCGUACAAUGGCACUGUCUUAUCUUCAAGAGGCGCAAAUUAACGCAGGACUCAUAAGCGGGCAGCAUCUCGACAUGAAACAGGAAUCCGAGAAGCAACCACUGUCACCGCCGUUGAACAACAACACGUCCCAGGUGAUGUUCCCCGGAAUGGGAAGCACGGCUGCAGGCUUGUCCAUGCUCACCCCUCAGCAAUUGCUCGCGGCGAGCAGAACGGCGGCGUUGAUGGCCGCCGGUAUCCCCGUGUCGUUGCACGCCACCCUCGCGGCCAGCCCGUCUCUGUACAGGCAGCAUCAGACGUUGUUCGGCGGUUGGGCACCGCCGACCGCCUCCUCGCCCCCUUCGCCGCUCCACCACUCUCCCGGCCCCGUGUCGCCCGCGUUGAGCUCGAAAUCCACGUCCAGACGCGGCAACAAUCAGACCGUCACCACCACCACCACCACCACCACCGCCAACAACAACAACAACAACAACAAUAACAACAACAACAACGUGGUGAGCAGCAGCGGAGACAGGAUCUCGAGGAAGGGUCAAACGGCGAAGAAGAAGGCGCAGAAAUCGUCGAAGGCGAUGGACGUGGUGCAGGCACCGUUGGAGGGAACGGCGCCGCUCAGCCCGCCCAUCUCGGUCAGCCCCGAGGUGGGCAAAGACGGAAGGGACAAGGUGUUCACCUGUGGAGUGUGCUCCAGAUCGUUCGGUUACAAACACGUGUUGCAAAACCACGAGCGCACGCACACGGGGGAGAAACCUUUCGAGUGCCCUGAGUGUCAUAAAAGAUUCACACGGGACCACCACCUCAAGACCCACAUGCGGCUGCACACGGGCGAGAAGCCGUAUCACUGCAGCCAUUGCGACCGGCAAUUCGUCCAGGUUGCCAACCUGCGCCGCCAUUUGCGCGUCCAUACCGGCGAACGGCCGUACGCGUGCGAGCUUUGCGCCGCGAAAUUCAGCGACUCGAACCAGCUGAAGGCUCAUCUCCUGAUCCACAAGGGGGAGAAACCGUUCGAGUGCGAGCAUUGCCAGAUGAGAUUCAGACGGAGGCAUCACCUGAUGCACCACAAGUGCGGCACCCAAGGGUUGAACGCGUCCGGUCACAUAUCGAGAUCGCAGGUCACGUCCCCCUCGUUGGCCAGCGACGAUCUCGACGAGGAGAUCGACAUAGAUAUCGAUGUCGAGAUAGAGGAGCCCGAGACGACGACGACGACGACGACGACGACGACGACAACCCUCCCCGCGUUGAUCGCAAGAAAGGCGAGGGAGGCGACGGUGAGAUCGGCGCAUCGCCAGUUGCCGAGCCCCGUCCUCACCGCCUCCAUCCCCAUACCGUUGAACCUGUCCGGUAUACCCAUGGUCGAUCUGCCGGAACAGACGGAGCCGGAGGAUCUGUCCAUGUCGACGGGCAUGCACAGGCCGCACUCGCACUCCAACAGCAGCGGCGACUCCCCGAUGAGUCGCAGCCCGAGCAGCGACGCGAUCCACGAGGAGGACGAGGAGGACACGGACAUGGGCACGUGCGAGAGAUCCAGCCCUUCCUCGGCCACCGCCGCCACCACCAUCACCACCACCGCCGCCUCCGCCGCCGCCGCCACCACCACCACCUCCUCCUCCACCAUUUCGAGUCGAAUUUUUCCAGCCAUUUCAGGUGAGAGAAAGAAAGAAACUAUGAGGGAGAGAAAUUCGUGUAUUUAGUUAAUCGCGUCCUUCGUUCGGCGAGAGUUGUGUGUGACUAUCGGCUAGAUAGAUAUUAAUUAUUAUCUAUAUGUGUAGAUAAUAUUAUCGUGGAAGGAAAGGGAGGGAGAAGAGAAUGGAAUAAGGAGGGGGGAAGAAUAUAUAACGCGAGUGAAAAUAGCUUAAUAGGGUAUGUGUAUAUGUGCGUGCAGGAGUGUGAGUGGACACGAGUGUGUGCGCACGACGCGGCGUGAUUGAGGCGAGCGAGAGAAUCGAAAAAAAGGAAAAGAAAAAGAAAAAAAAAAAAAAAGCUAAAACUAGAAACUAAAAACGGAAUGAAUGUACUGGUAUACAAGUUCCUCUGACAGUAAAAGUAGCGGGGGGGAGUGACAUCGGUUCGUCGAUCCUCUGUCGCUCUCGCACUUCGCCGAUUUGUCAAAUUGUUCGGCGCUGUUGUUCUUCUUUUUUUUUUGUUUUAUACUUUUUUUUCAUCCCCUUUUUUUCGUUCCUUUGCCGUUCGUUCGCGUAUGAAUAUUAUCGAUCGAGUUUUUUUUUUUUCUUCUCUUUUCUUCUUCUCCGCUUUUGUAUUUAUUCCUUUCUCCUUUUUAUAACAUAAUACACGGAUGUACGUGUACAAUUCGGUGUAUACUGCGUUGUUAUAUAUCUAUUACACCAAUUUUGUUUGUAACGCCAUCACGAGAUACGUGUAUACAUUAUCAUACUGCAAGAUAAAGCGUUACAUGAUGAUCGCUUUAAACGAGCUCGAAAUGUGUGUCCUACAUUUCUUCCUAAUUUUAUAUAAUUUUUCUUACGCAAGAUAACAAAAAAAAAAGAAAAAAAAAGCUUGAAUACGAUCGACUCGAUAUCACUUUUCCUAAACUCGCGUGAUAAAAGUGGAAUUGCAUUAAAAGCCGAUCUUUUUGAAGAGAACCUUUUACAAAUUUACUUUUGUUCCUUUGUUCUGCUCGACAACAAUAAGAAAGAAUAGGCAGAAAUUUUCGCCCUUCCGUCUCGAUUCGCCUAGAAUCAUUCCACCCAAAGAAACUCGAAAACGAAAUUCAAAGACCUGAAACCUUUUACAUUUGCCUUUUGCAAAAAAAAAAAAGAAACCAACCAACACCUGUAAAUCGAGUUUCCAACGCGAUCUCGAUUCGCAUUAAUCCCUCCCUCGUUUCACAACUUUUAUUCGAAAAAAAAAAAAGGGCCGCGCCUUCGAGCAAAUAUUCCUCUAACGAGAAUCAUUGGUGAAACGAAAAAGAUAUCCACCCUGCUCCACUCGUGUUGUCGACAACAAUCGAGAGAGGAAGGGGAGAGCAAAACCGUUUCUUCUUCUUCUUCUUCCUCCUCCUCCUCCUCUUCUCCUCCUCCUCCUCUUCUACUCCGAUUUCCGUCUUUUUUCUAGAGAGCAGCCGGUCGUCCGUCUCUCCCUCCCCGGUACACACGAUUCCUUUUGUCGUUUCGGUUUGUCGACGACGUCGGCCGUCUGUUUCGCGCGAACCAGUUUUCGCAAUGAUAGACGGCCGCGUGCCGAAAAAUUCGCAGCCGGUGGUCGCCCCGUUUCCGUCUCCUCUUCCACAACCACGUGGCUCGUCUCGAGGACGAGACGGUGGCGGUGUUGCCUCGGCCAGAUCCGAGAUGGCCUCAAUGGUCCACUGAUUUAUGCCUCCGGCAUGCAAAUCUCAUCGGCGUGGCCGUUUUCCAAGUUCAUUGUUCCACGGGGGUCAGUCCCGGGACGCUUUUCUGGGACGCGAGAAGUGGCCGUGAAACGUCAUUCAAGAGCCUCCCUCUUCCGGCUCUCCCCUCUCUCCUUCCCUUAUUUUCCAAUGGCGGAGAAACGGGGCACAGCUCUUCGAGACAGAUAAACUUGCCGACCAACGGUUAUAUAACCUCUGGGUUUUUCCACCAUGGACAAAAGGGAAUGGAUGGGGAGGGAGAGAGAGAGAAUGAGGGAGGGAGGGAGGGAGAAAGGUUUCCUCGUCUGCAUUUCGUGCGAAUAUCGGUCGAAACAGUGCCGGGGACCCAAAUUGCCCUCGUUUCGCCUACACUCCCGUUUCGUCUCGCAAAAGGAAAAAGGAACGAGAGAGAGAAAGCUUCUUCUUGAAUUGCCAAGAACAAUUUCUUCGCCGAGACGGCUGUUCUUCCUCCCGAUCUUUGUCGAGGCGACAUCUUUUCUCCCUUAAAGACGAUCCCUUCGUAACCUGGCCGAUCGAAUAUUUACCACGAACAGCCUCCUUACGAUUUGUCCUCCUUGGUUGAGAUGUUGGGGACGUUUUAAGAACGGCGAUGUAUUUCGAUAGUCCAUUUUGUAAAUUAUUCGAAUUUUAAAAUUCCCUCCAAAACUCGUGCAAAGUUUAAUUUGUACAAAGAGUGAUAACAAUGAAUACCUAUUAACUGAUGAUUCGAUUCAUAUCCCAUUGAUUUGAAGUAAAAUUGAGAAAAGCCUUUACGUGCUUUGCAGAGAGCUAAAAAAAAUUAAGUUUUAUUUAUUUAAUAAAAUAAUAAUCACGAGUUGUAAAAAAGUUUGAGUUUUAUAAGUGAAUAUAAAAACGAUAUAUUCAACAUUACAGAUUAUAUUAUGGUAUUUUAAGUUAAAAGAGGGCGGAAUAACUUUCGAAAUUAACCGAGUGGCUGAUUCUUGCCGAAAGUGAAAAUCUGUCGGUGGGGAAAACAUAGUCCCCCACCGCGUUACACUUUCGCCACAUUCUUUCCCAAAGGUCCCGACUCAUCCGCACUUUUCACUGCUUAUAUUCACGUUCCAAGCUUUCGAGAAGCAUUUUCCAGCCCACUUGUCUGUUCCUCCCUACUCUUUGAAACUGGCGCGUUUCAGUCGCCCUUUUAUUCACGUGUUAGGAGACAUCUUUCGAGCUCUUCCCAGCGAAACGUUGUGAUCUCUCGUCACCACGUAAAUUUUUUUUACCAAAAAUUUUCCUUUUUUCUUUCCUUUUUUUUUUCUUAAACGAUAAUUAAUACGUACGUAAAUCGAGCGAUAUUUAAAGAAAAAAAAAUUUAAUGACACCCUUCUUUUGUAGCUAUAAAUAGAAAUUAUGUGAUAUAUAAUUUAGUAAAAUUAAUUUAAUCGUAUCAUUUCUCGGAUCCCUCUUCUGCUCUGUAAUAAUGUUGUUUAAUUAUUUAUUUAACAUUUAUAUAAUGUUUGAAGAAUAUAUCUAUGAAAUUAUAGUUCUCUAGAGUAGAAAACGAGUAAUCUUCACGUACAGAAAGAAACGUUCAAAUAUGAUGAUGUCGAUCAAGUUAAGCCAUGUUUACAUUAAACGCGUAUUUAAGGAUACAGUGAUAUCGAGACUGUAUCGAUGUGAUAAUACGUGUACAUUAAUUCAUAUCAUAUCAGAAAUAUCCAAAUUUGUUUAACUAUUAAUCUGUACGAAAAAUUCUUUAAUCAAUUUAAUCAAUCCACUUCGAAUAAUUCAAUUUACUCGUGUAACAUAAAUUUAAAUCGUGUAAAAGUAAACGAUUUGUCGUGGAUUGAUUGAUUAGAUCCAGGCCCAAUCCGAAUAACUGUGUAAACAAGGCGUAACAAAAUUGACGAAUUCACGAAUUGAGAAAAAUGUUCGAGUCAAUUCUUCGCGAGGAACAACACAUUUCAAUUCCUUAAUCGUUUAUUAGAAUUUUUUCUUUUCCCUUCUUUUAUUUCCCAGUUAAUUUAAAAAAAUUAUCAUUUUACAUUCGCCCUUUUUUCUUUUCUUCUUCUUCUUCUUCUUCUUUGUACGGUCGGUCUCUUCGGGAUAAAACGAAUUGAUUGAUUUCGACCAGUUGAAAUUCGAGAAUGGCGACAGAGGUCAUCAAGUACCCCGACCUCGUAUCCCGGCAAAAAAGCAAAAAAGCACCCCGAUUCCCAGAUGUAUUGUACAUAUAUAUAGAAUAUAAUAUACCCCGCCCUCGAUAUUAAAGCGAUGUAAAGAGAGGGGAGGAUUUUUUUAUUAUUAAGGAGAAAACAGCUUUUUUUCACGUGCGUACGUACGAGCGUACCGUUUAAUCACUCACUCACUCGAUACGAUAUUCCUCGCGAUUUCGCUUCAUCAUCAAGCGAAUUUGCCUAUACGUACACUUUUACAAUUAUUAUCACGACGAAGGACCAAUAAUCGUUGAAGAUUAGACACGAGCUUUCAUUCACGUCGCGGCAAUUACCUAAUCCUAUAUCACAGUUAGUAGGUGUAAUAUUUGUUGCAAGCGAAGGAUAAUUAUUCUUCACUCGCAACGAUGGUUUUCGAUGGUAUAACAAUGGUUAGAGUCUUGAUAAUUUGCGUUACGAUAUUGUUCUCUCAUCAUUUUUAAUCGAUAGUUUGCGUUAUAAUAUUGUUUUCUCGUCAUCAUCAUCAUCGUGAUUUUUGCUAUACUCUAUUAUUAAUCCUGUAUAUGUUGAAAAGGAAUUAUAACUAUGUUGUAGUUAUUUUUUUUCUUUCACUAGAAUUCGUUGAAAUAACAGAUUUCAGGAUUUUUGGAAAAUGCAGAUACUUUUCAGAAAAUAGGAUAUAAUUUUUGAAAUGUAAACAUGAAUGUAUUUUCACAAGUCGUGUGAUGUAUAGAAAGUAUUGAUACGAGCAUAAUUAGAAACCAAUGAUCAUCAACAUGUUUUGUAACUCAUAAAUAAUAUCAAUUUGAACUCGAAAUUUUCCUUUUUUCAUUUUUACCACGAAACAUGUUGAAUGAAAACACCUCCGACUAAUAAAUAUUAUAAUGAAAUGUCAUAUAAUGUGAUUAUGGAAAUAGCCUGAGUUAUUAGUCUUCUAAAAAAAAAAAAAUUAUAUCUUCUUUUUAUUCUCCACCAAAAUUUUGAUUCAUGAGAUAUUCCUAUGUCUAGUCUAUUUAAAAAAAAAACGAUAAACAUGAAAUAAUCGAUAUAUAUUUAUAAAGUCAUAAAUUUCUCAGGCCACUUUUACAAUCACAAAAACCAAAAAUAGCCGAACCACCGAAAUUUUCACCGAAAUUUGAAACGAUGUUUUAAAACAAACGUGUUAAUAGAACGUGUGUAAUAGAACGAUUAAACUAGGCAUUGUUGCAAUAAUAUCAUGUUCCUGAUUAAUAACUUACUUUUCGCAUAUAUAUAUAUAUAAAUAUAUAUAAAUAUAAAUAUAGUUAUAUUCCAUUAAAUGGAUCCGCAUCGUAAACUCGCAAGCGAAAAAGCAUAGUCUUUCGAUAGCCAAAGUUACGGUACGCUCGUUUAAUCCUGUUUACACAGAUAUCGAUCUAUCUGCUUAGACGAUCGAAUUUACAUAGAAGUUUAAUAGGCGUAACGAGAGGCGGACCACGCUUCUCUCUAUCCUAGUUUUGUAUACGCACCUUGUCGUCCGUGUUGGAUUCCGCGUCGACGAACGGACGUGAUCGGAAAUGGCAUUGUGUAGAAACGCUGUAAAAAAAAAAAAAAGAGAGAGAAAAGAAAGGGAGCGGUGUGUAAAAAGCAUCGCGAAAAAAAAGGGGAGGAAAAAGAAAAGAGAAGAGAAGAGAAACGAAGGAAAAAUCGAAGAGAUUUUUCAGUAUCAAUUUUCGAAUCAAUUUCCGUUCGAUCGACGAUAGGAAAUUCUAUUCGAACGACGAAUUUCUGAAAUACACGGUACCUUGAAAAAGAGAUCGAUUCCUAGUUAAUGGUUGUUAGUUCCGAAUGAUACUGGUAAAAAUUACGUUCCUGUCGGUCCCGAUGAUAUAAUAACGGACCAAAUUGUUUUCUAUGUUUCUUUGUAAACAGACCAGAAUCUCAUUGAGAAGAGAAAAGGAAAAAUAAUAAUAAUGAUAAUAGCUGGAGAUAGAAAAAAUAGAAUUCGAAAAUGAUUAAAAAUAUUUAACGAAAACGGAAAUCUCGCGUCGAGUACCUAUUUGUAUUUAAAAUAGAAUUAUCGCUUGUCCUACAUACUGUAGUAAUUAAUCAUUAUCGUUGUUGUCCUUUUAAUCUUAAUGUGCAAGGCAAAAAGAACAUAGCAUAUACAUGUAUAUAUAUAUAUAUGUGUGUAUAUUAUAUUAUAUAUACACACACACACACAUAUAUAUAUAUAUAUAAUUAUAUAUACAUAUAAUUGAUAUAUGUUUGUGUCAAAUUAUAAUGUUGUAUCGAAUACAAUGUGUACCGUAAAAAAAGAUGGGGAUCACGGAGGCACGACUCGAAUAAACGAUGUAAAUUAAUAACGAGAUAAAUUAAAUUAAAGAAAAAGUAUAUCGAGAGAAAAUUUGGAAUCAUUAACAAUUCAGACGUUUAAAAAAUAGUUAGCUUAGAAUUUCUUUACAUCGUUGAUUAUUGAUAUCCGUAGUACUAAUUUCAAAUUAAUGACAAUAGAAAAGAAGGAGAAAAAGAAUGUGAUUCCAAAUUUUCGUCAUCGAUACGUACAGUAAAUUUUUCGAGAAUAUUUUUAUUCUUCUUUUACGAUUCGUUCGAAAAAUAUAUAUAUUCGAGUCUGCAUCCGUCGCGCCCCGUCCCUCGAAUACUCGAUUAACAAUUAUGUACCUAUGGUGUAUACUUCUCUGUAUCUAUGUAACUAGAACUAUAUACGUAUAUAUAGUUAUAAUUUUGUACAGUCAACGCAGACGCUAAUCACGUAUGCACGAAAGCCGGUCGAUCGUUCGCGCGACAACUCGAGAUCGCGUGCCCCGCGAUUAUUCAUUGGUUGUCCAAACGACCAAUGGGCGCGCACCGCUCGUGGCGCGGAAACUGGUGUUCGAAAAUGCGCGCGAACGUGGCCACACACACGGUACAAAUUCGAGAAAAAGAAAAUUUUAUGCCUAUAAACUGUUAAACUAAACGUUGAUUAAAACACUGUUCCGCGAUAUUUACGAUGGAUGGACGAUAUUCUCGCUACUCUAAUUAAAAGUAUGAAGGCCACUUGAGAUCGAAAACUCUCUGUGCGUUGUAUCGUUCGUAAUAUUGGUCGUUCUACACGGUUCUCUACGAACGUUAUAUGCCGCGAUCGUUGAUAUGUAUAUCGGCGAGGAAAACGACGAGUCUUAAUCCUCGGAUAUUGAUAUAUAAAUAAUACUUUCGUACUUUGCGGACGCCGGAUUAAUAAACGCGAUAACCUAGAAUAAUUAUUACGUUAUUUAUUACGUUAUAUCGCGAGAGAAAUAAGUUGUUUUUUUUUUUUUAUUAACACUGUUAAACGAUUGAAUCCUUUAUUUCUUAUUUUUCUUUCAUAAAAGAAUGAAUAAUCGAAUAAUUUUCGAAAAUUGUUGUAUUCCAAAAUAUAACGUAUAGAGAAACGCGAGUAAUUAUAUUUAUAUUUGUUUUAAAUCUGUACAUGGAAUGCACGAGUUAUUUUUUUUUUAUUCGAAAUAUGAGAGAAAUCUCGCUUAUGAGUCUCUAAGAAUUUGAUGUUCGCGAGAACACAAUGUCUGCACAAUCGAUACUUGUAAAUUUGUGAAUACGAUUUACGAUAUGAGACAUCAGAAUCGAACGAGAAUAAGACUUGCUUGUUAACGACUUGCCUCGUGUCAACGAAAAAUUUUGUGAUUUUUUUUUCUCGAAGAAAAAAAAACAAGAAAGAAAGAAAGAAAGAAAUGCGCAGCGCAUCAAGUGGCACUCGAUGUAUACUAUGAAACUGACACUACCUCACCAGACACCUAAUAUAUCUCAACCACAAGACUGAUUUUAAAUAGUAUUCCUAAAUAGAUAAGGAAGAGGAGGAAAAAAAAAAAAA